AUGUCUCGUUCCUUUACUAACGGGUUAAUCUUAAUACUGGCAUUAUUCGCCUUACUAACCAGCGCAGCGAAAUCCACCAACUCAUGUCCUAAACUCAGGCCACGAAGUAAUAGCGACACCUCACGUUACAUUAUAAUUCUGGGCUCCGAAAAAGCGCAAUCGCAUUUUGACUUUUUGAAAAAUUGUUAUGGGAAGCGUGUGGAGAAAGUUGACCAUGGUCCAUGUUCAACCGAUCCAGAUGUGAUUUCUGAUUUCUCGGCGCCGGGAUGUAUAACUGGGUACACGGGAAAUUUUGGAUCGGAGGAGACAAAUGAAUUAUCCAAAUUGCCGGAAGUUUUUAUUGUUGAAAAGGAUACAAAGGUCCAAAAGACUGACGAAAAUUGGAUGAGAGUUGUGCGAGAUUUACGGAAGAAAAAAAUGCGAAAGUCGCCACCACAUGAUUCACAUAAGAAAAAAGCGCCGCCACAUGAUUCACAUAAGAAAAAAGCGCCACCACAUGAUCCAAAAGCGCAAAAUGUGCCACAAUAUAAUACGCAGUCGAAUGCUCCGGCGGAUUUGAACCGAAUCAGUCAGGCCAAUCUUCCUCUGAAUGGAAAUUAUGUAUAUCCAACAUCCGCAGGACAAGGAGUAAACGUCGGAGGAAAAAUUUAUGGUGUCGCCAAAAAAGUAAAUCUAUAUGCCGUCAAAGUUCUCAACUCCCAAGGUGCCGGGGACCUAUCGACAGUGAUUGUCGGGUUGAACUAUGUUCUUCAAUUGCAUAAGAAAUACCCCAAUCAAAACACUGUUGUCAACAACUCAUUAUCUCUAGUAGCCGCCGUGAACUCUUUAACCAAUAACGGAGUUCACGUGGUAACUGCAGCAGGAAAUGGUUAUGGGGCCGACUCGUGCACGUACUCACCUGCAAAUGCCCCCACGGCCAUCAGUGUUGGAUCCAUUGAAAGUGAUGAUUCUGUCAGCAAUUUUUCGAACCUCGGCAAAUGCGUCACUUUAUUUGCUCCAGACGGACCGAACGGUAAAAUUAGUACACUUGAAGAAUCGGGAACCAGUCAAUCGUCACCACACGUAGCCGGUACCGUAGCACUAGUCAUAGCUCAGCAUGGCAACAUGUCUCCGACCAACAUGAAGAACUACCUCAUUAACCUGUCUACCAAGAACGUGAUAACGGGUCUUGAUUCGACUACUCCGAAUAGACUUUUGCGCAUACCACACUCGUAA
Messenger RNA from Acaulospora colombiana, 1215 nucleotides. Lineage: Eukaryota; Fungi; Glomeromycota; Glomeromycetes; Diversisporales; Acaulosporaceae. The record is from the annotation of a GenBank genome assembly.